Messenger RNA from Babesia bigemina, 291 nucleotides. RefSeq lists its product as hypothetical. NCBI's taxonomy places the organism in Eukaryota, Apicomplexa, Aconoidasida, Piroplasmida, Babesiidae. The record is from RefSeq and is a predicted model, not a curated record. The transcript has a single exon. The coding region runs from base 1 to 291 and encodes 96 amino acids.
AUGGCAAGUUGCGGGAGUACAUGUAAAUGCGGCGAAGGGGACGGCAAUUGCUGUAAACCGAAUUGCGAGUAUUGCAAAAGCUGUUUCAGCUGUAAAUGCAAUUGUUGCGCACAUAGACGUAAAGGACUUGCCAUAAUUUUCGGGAUUCUGUUUCUUAUUGCCAUCAUCCUUUGCGUCGUCUACUACAUGAAAGACAAGCGUAUAUGGCCAUUCCACAAACUCAACGACUACUUCAAUCGUAUCCCGGAUAUAUACGACCCUUACGAGAAGUUUCCACCAAAAGACGCGUAA